UCUCCUCCUCGUCACCUGCUGAUCUCUUGUCAUUCUUCAUCAAUUCUACCCAAAUCACCCCCUUACUAUUGUAAGUCAAGAUUACCCGAAGACAAAAUGGCCGCGAAAGUUGGUAUCAAUGGCUUUGGCCGUAUCGGUCGGAUUGUAUUCCGCAACUCCUUCUCUCAUGACAACACCGAAGUGGUGAUGGUGAACGAUCCUUUUAUCGAGGUCCAAUACGCAGCAUACAUGCUCAAGUACGACUCUACCCACGGCACCUUUGCUUAUGAUAUCCACGUUGAUGGCGACUGCCUUAUUGUGGACGGCAAGAAGGUCAAGUUCUAUGCGGAAAAGGAUCCUUCCAAAAUUCCAUGGAAGGAUGCUGGGGCGGAAUAUAUCAUUGAGUCAACUGGCGUGUUCACUACAGUGGAAAAGGCCAGUGCUCACCUUCAAGGUGGCGCCAAGAAGGUCAUUAUCUCUGCUCCUUCUGCCGACGCACCCAUGUACGUCAUGGGGGUGAAUGAGAAGACCUAUGUAGGGGCCGACGUGGUGUCGAAUGCCUCCUGCACUACCAACUGCUUGGCGCCUUUAACCAAGGUUCUACAUGAUAGAUUUGGUGUAAUUGAAGGCCUGAUGACCGCGGUUCAUGCCUACACUGCCACGCAAAAGCUAGUCGAUGCACCUUCUCUGAAGGACUGGCGUGGUGGCCGUGCUGCCGCCGAGAACCUGAUCCCGAGUAGUACAGGGGCGGCCAAGGCCGUUGGUAAGGUGAUCCCUGAGCUCCAGGGUAAAGUGACCGGAAUGUCUAUCAGGGUGCCAACCUCCAAUGUGUCCGUGGUUGACCUGACCUGUCGCCUGGAGAAAGGAGCUUCGUAUGAGGAGAUUGUUACCGCGAUAAAGGAAGCUGCACAGGGACAUUUAAAGGGUAUUCUCGAUUACACCGAGGAUGACGUUGUCUCAAGUGACAUGAAGGGAAACCCUCAUUCAUCGAUUGUUGACAUCAAGGCUGGUAUCUCUCUGAACUCGAACUUCGUCAAGUUUGUGAGCUGGUAUGACAACGAAUGGGGAUACAGUCGUCGGGUGCUAGACCUGACUGCCUACAUUGCCAGUGUUCGGAAGUAG
Messenger RNA from Aspergillus nomiae NRRL 13137, 1101 nucleotides. RefSeq names its product type I glyceraldehyde-3-phosphate dehydrogenase. Gene Ontology annotation, biological process: glucose metabolic process. The annotation marks the transcript as partial. Gene Ontology annotation, molecular function: NAD binding; NADP binding; oxidoreductase activity, acting on the aldehyde or oxo group of donors, NAD or NADP as acceptor. The transcript is spliced from 3 exons. The record is from RefSeq and is a predicted model, not a curated record. NCBI's taxonomy places the organism in Eukaryota, Fungi, Ascomycota, Eurotiomycetes, Eurotiales, Aspergillaceae.